UAGUUUUGCCAAGGACGAAAUUGUCGGUAGUAUGAUGUGAACGCAAGGUGUUAAAUCUGUGUUUAUAAAUGAAAAAAUGGAAGACGUGGCUAACGUAUCAAUACGAAAAGCAAGAGAAAACCUUUGCAAAUGGGAUGAUUUAACUGACCCAAUCGCUCCUAUAAGUGACGAAAAUCAAGAAAGUGUCGUCGAAUUAUUACCUGCUGCUACAUCUAGGCCAUAUUCUAGUGAACUAUACGCGCGACCUGCCAACUCGAUACCUCUGGCUCACGAGACCAGGAGCGACACGUCUUUAAAAGUUCAGAGUUCAUCAUCAAUCGCAUCCAUCAGUGAGUUUUUGAACUGGUAUGAUGAUGCUGAAGAGAAACAUGCACACAAGAUAAAAGGAGAUCUGCUGUUACCUUCUGCUGUCAAGGCUGAGAACCCCAGUAACUGCACCUUGGGGACUAAAUCUGCAAUUGCAGACUACAUUGGUCAGCUCAAUGGCCACAGAGAGGAAAGUCAGGCUCUGUUGCACCAACUUAAUGCUGCACUUCACCAUCUGGAUGAGCUUCACUCUCAGUACACAAGUGUGUCAACACGCACUACAGCUCUACACACAGACUGUGAGCAUUUGCUUGCAGAGCAGACUAGUCUGUCAAACACUGCUGAAGAUAUUCAAACUAAACUGUGGUACUUCACACAAGUGGAAUCCAUCUCUCAGAAGCUCACAUCUCCUGCCUUCACUGUCACAAGUGAAGGAUUUAUUCCCCUUCUGGCUAAAAUUGAUCAGUGUAUUGCAUACAUGAGAAAUAAUCCCAAGUACAGAGAGUCUUCAAUAUAUUUGGUUCGUUACAUGCAUUGCUUGAGUAGAGCACUAGGCCUCAUAAGAAUUUAUGUUACCAAAUCUUUAGAAGCUGCUACUAAGCAAGUGUUACCAAAGCCUGGUGAAAGUCAGCCUAAUUCAGAUAACGCUUCUGUCUUGUAUUAUAGUAAAUUUCGUACUAAUGCACCAAGGAUCAAAGCACUAAUGAAAGAAAUUGAGGACAGAUUAGUUGAUCAAAGAGAUUUAACCCUCGCAGAAACUAGUUCAGAGCAAAGAUAUUCAGUUAGUUCAAUUCAUUCACAAGCAACAAGUGAGAAAAUCUCAAGUGAAAGACGCAGCUUGAGUUCCUUAUACCAGGUCAGCUCCAGUGAUGCCUUGCAUCAGGUAGAAUAUCGUAACCUCCUGCUUGACUGCCACCAAUGUUACUUCAUGCAACGGCGUCAACUACUUGGUCCUUGUGUCACUGAUGCUGUUGCUCAGUUACUAGCCAAGUACCGCAAAGACCACUGCACACUAGUCCGGAGCGGAUGUUCUUUCCUUGUUCAUGUUUGCGAAGAUGAACACAUGCUCUUUCAGCAGUUUUUCUCCCUGCCUACUACUGAACUGGAUAACUUUCUGGAGGGCCUCUGUAUAGCACUAUAUGAUGGACUCAGACCUCUCAUCAUACACAUAGAUCAUCUUGAAACGUUGUCAGAACUAUGCAGCAUUCUAAGAAGAGGGAUGAUUGAAGAGCAUCUGCAGAGUAACCCACAGCAGUUGUCAGCCCUGCGCUCUGUUGUCACCAGGAUGCUAGAAGAUGCACAGGAACGUCUGGUGUACCGCGCUCAUGUCUACAUCACCACUGACAUUGCUGGGUUCACACCAUCUCCCGGUGACGUAGCAUACCCAUCAAAGCUGGAGCUCAUGGAGCAGAUUGCUAAGGAGAUAAACGACUCGGCACGCCGUGCGUCGCUCGCACAAGCUGGCUCCUUUAGUGACGCUGCAUCCGUCGUGUCCCUUGGAUCGGAGAGCGGCAUGGCGGGCGUUCGAGGCGAGCGUUUCAGCCGCGUGGGCAGUUCCCCUGCCGACCUCCACGGCAUGUGGUACCCAACGCUUCGCCGCACUCUCAUGUGCCUCUCGAAACUCUACAGAUGUGUUGACAAGACCAUCUUCCAGGUCUAUCGUAUAUGUAUACAAUCCCUUCCAGGUAACUCCUGCUCAUACUCAAGAGAGCAGGUGGCGCCCUUCCAGGUCGAAAGCAGCAUCAGGGAGACAACUCUGGAUUGGAGCAAACUGAAAGAUGCAGCGUACGGAUUGGUACAGCAUCGUGGCAACCUUUUCUCAUUGAGCUCGAACAAUGCCCUCCUGCAGUUCAUUGUGGACGGUACUCCCCAUGUGCUGGAGUUGCGGAUGGACUCGAAGCAGGACGUGGACCAGGAACUGAAGCGCGUGUGUGAGCGCCUGAUCCACACCAGCACAGAGACGCUCGUGGGGCGCCUCACCGCCUUCAUAGCCAAGCUUCAGCUUAUAACCAACAUGAACAGUAGGGAGAAGAAUAUCAAGCCUAUACUUCUGAAGAACCAGCCGUUUGCUACCCCUGAGAAGGUGAACGAGUUGGUGAGUGAAGUGUGCCGAGACAUCCGUUCCAAGUUGCCAAAACUGCAGCGUGACUUACACCUUUACCUGGCAAACCGUGACACAGAGUUUAUUUUACUAAAACCUGUACGUGUCAACGUAGCAUCGUCUUUCGGGCGUCUGCAGAAGAUUCUGAGUGAAGAAUACAGCGCCGAUGACAUCCUUAUUGCUAACUGUCCAUCCGUAGAUGAAAUUAAUAUUAUGAUGAACGCCUUGCUCGAAAACAGGGACGAAAUCAAAGAAAGUUCGUCUCGUGCAGGUUCAGUUUCACAGCAAAAAAGAACUUCUACCCCCGUGCAUGGUAAUGAAGGAGAAACGAAUUUGUCACGUGAUGAAUCCACUUUACAAGAGCAAAGUAGCCCCGCCACUGUGAUAGCUGUCAGCAAUGGAGUAGCUGACAUUGGUGUCAACGGGCAAUAUCCUGAGGUUUCUUCGACACAACAAGCAAGCAGCACUGCUGAGCUGACUUCAGGCCUCAACGGCACUUGAGUCAUCACUUUGCAGAUGCUCGAAGAGAAAGAAGCUCUAAUAGAACAAGUUCGAGCGUCUGUUGGAAGUUGAACUUUUGUGAUUGUUAUGGUGUACUUGUGGUAUAUUUCUGGGAGCAUGCGUCAUGAAAAUUAAACGCUGCAACGUCUUGAAGAGCAGACAAUUUUUAUGCUGGCUCUGUGAAUCUGAGUAGUAACUAUUGGGUAUAAAUCAGUGGCACGCUAUGGUUGAAUAUAAUCAAAGUAGAUUAUUCCGGCAUUUGCUAAGCCGCUUAAGCCUAGUGAAUAUAAUGCUUUGGUAAAACUUAUUAGGAGCCUUGAUACGAUUUUGUGAUUCUUCACGCGUGUAUUGUUUUUGUAUCGAUUAUUGUAGGUUGAAGUCACGUUGAAGUCGGAGAGGUAAAUGAUAUUCACACAUUCCAUCAGUGCAUCACUGCAAUGGCUCGUCAGAUAACCAAGCUAUGCACAGAACCUGCGAUUCUUUUUACUUGUUAUCAGGAAUUAAAAAUGAAGGAAUUUGUAAUAAAUGCAAAUUUUAAGAACGUUAAUGUGUUCAGUCAAAACGAAUUCGGUGUAAAACUUCAAGGUCCGUUAACAAUUUAGAUAGUAUCCACUGCAGCCAUUUUUUUCCAUGUGAGUAAAUGAAGGGAAGCGCCCAUUAUAUUCAGUUCCAAAUUUGUUUGUGCAAUGUAAUUUUAUGCAUUAUGGGAUUCAGGUGAUGAACCUGUACGCUUGCUGUAUGAAAUGGGUUUGGAGAAAUAUUAGCUAAUAUUUACAGAAGUCACAUUUUGUCGGCGUCAUUUCAAUUGAGGCCAAAUCCAACAAGAUAUUAUGAAUACCUGCGCCUCAUACGUAUUAUUGCAAGCCCACCAAUAUAUUGCCUCGCUUUUCCUGAUGCAAAAUUUAGGUAAAUAAUUGCGUCAAUUCAAAAAAAUAGUUUAAAGUUGAUUUUAUUAAUGGUUGUAAUGCAUAUGUUACGAGCUGGCAUAUUUGUUGCCGAGUUUUUUUUUUCACUAAUCGUGUAAGGCUUACACUGGGCAUUGCUUAUGUUAAGUAGUUAUUUAUUCGAUUCAAAGUUGUUAUAUUAAUGUAAAUGCACUGGGUGAAUAAUUGUAUGGGAUGAUCCAAUGUGAUGUUUUAUACCAAUUUUUAGAUCCUCACCGACUUCCGGCGUUUUAUUAGCAUCGGUGUUACUUUGCUGAUAUUUGUAGGUAAAAUUCAGUCUUGACUUACAAACUUUCGUCUUAUCAUACAAACACGAGUGUUGAACAAUAAAGUUGUUGAAUGCUGGCGGAAAGCAUCUGUAGUCCACUGUGUUUGCAUCCGCUGACGUUAUUAAUAGUAACAGGAAUUCUUGGACAACUAUUUAUUUUUAUUAUAUUGCAAGACUCGAGUGAUUUUUCGGUUGAGUUUGAACAAGGUGAUCAUAAUUUCCUGCAACUUUGUUUGCAACUGGCAGCUUUCUGAAACUUUUACUCCAUUAAAUUGCAAAAUUUCGUAACUAUUAAUCGAAAUGUUUUCCAAAAUAACUAACUAGUGCAUUUUUAGAGGUGUCAAUAGUUUUUCAUUCGAAUAAACAGAAACCGACGCUUCGAUUUGAUUUUUUCGGUCAAAAGCCUGCCAUCUAGUGUCUGGAAGAUGGUGCAUAAUCUUGAGUGGGUAAGAAGAGGCUUCAUCUAACUCAUUAUCGAAAGAAUUGGUGAUGGGGUUUCAUUAUGUAGUUUCAGGUUAAUUACUGCUUAUUUUAUGCGAAAAGUUACAUUUAAUUUUGUGCUCCACAGUCACAGAUUGCUCAGUGUGUGCUCAUCUUCCCGGCACGCCACCUGAGGCGUCGUCACUUAUUGUAUCGGUCAAAAAUACCAGAUGGUCAUUGUGAUAGAAAUUUAAUUGUAUUGUCCACGUUGAUCGUGAAUUUUUAUGAGGAACAUUACACCGAAUGCCAAGAAUGAAAUAAAAUAAGGCCGAUGGACGCAGUCAUGAGGAUAUAUUAGCUUCUUCAAGAAUUUCUGGUGUGAAUUGUCAAGUGCCUGUUAAACAUGA
Molecule: messenger RNA, 4947 nt
Organism: Hyalella azteca
Lineage: Eukaryota; Metazoa; Arthropoda; Malacostraca; Amphipoda; Hyalellidae
Gene: Cog3
Product: conserved oligomeric Golgi complex subunit 3-like
Biological process (GO): Golgi organization; intracellular protein transport; intra-Golgi vesicle-mediated transport
Cellular component (GO): COG complex; membrane; cis-Golgi network
Source: RefSeq, a predicted model, not a curated record